This is a messenger RNA of Spirodela intermedia, 765 nucleotides long. The record is from the annotation of a GenBank genome assembly. NCBI's taxonomy places the organism in Eukaryota, Viridiplantae, Streptophyta, Magnoliopsida, Alismatales, Araceae.
AUGGAGGCCGCGCGACGACAGGAGAUAUACUAUCUCCAAAAAUCACGCAUCCAAUGGUUGCGUGAGGGUGAUAGAAACACACGUUUCUUUCAUGCCUUGAUCACACAUCGAUAUCAAUCUGAUUAUACAUCUCUUCUAAAGGUGUAUGAUCAUGACACAUCCCAUAUGCAAGAGGCAGAAAUUGCGUACUUUCGUACCCUCCUUUCCUCUCAACCAAUUGAAAUCUCCGAGGAUAUUCUCUCAUCGAUUCCAUCUUUAGUCACCCACCAGGAGAUAGAGGACAUCAUGACCAUACCUACUAGAGAAGUGAUCCAAGAUGUAGUCUUCUCGAUGAGUAGGAACCGAACACCUAGACCCGAUGGUUUCCCAACUGAUUUUUAUACAUCAUGUUGGGACAUAGUUGGAACAAAUAUAGUACAUGCCGUCAAGGAAUUCUUCUGUUGCAAAGUCUUUCCACGGAGUUAGAAAGCCACCUUUAUUACCCUCAUCCCAAAGGUAACCAACCCAACUUCUUUUAGAGACUUUCGGCCCAUCAGUCUUUGUAAUGUAUGUUAUAAGGUUGUAUCUAAGAUCAUUACAAUACGACUGAGGACUUUCCUUGAUCGGCUCAUAUCUCCAGAGCAAUGCAGAUUUGUCAAGGGAUGUCACAUUCACGAUAACAUCAUGUUAGUUCAUGAACUAACACAAUCCUUUGAUCAAGACAUUCGUGGUUCUAAUGUUAUCAUCAAACUAGACAUGGAAAAGGCUUUUGAUAGAAUCGAGUGA